AUGACCUCGGGGUGCCCGUCGCCUCCUCCCCUCUUCGCCAGCAUCAAGGCGGUGUUUCUUGAGGGCGGAUUCAUCACCCCUUCUCUAACCUCUCUUCCCAUUCCUCCCCCUUUCUCUCUCUUUCCCCUCCCUCGCCCCUCACUGCAACUCCAGCCCAUGUCCAAGGGUCUUCCCGCCCCGCCUCCCCUCUUCGCCAGCAUCACGGCGGUGUUUCUAGAGGGCGGAUUCGUCAGCCCUUCUCUAACUUUCACGCGCCUCUUCUCUCUCCCCCAUCGCGUGCAACCCAUUCAGCCCAUGGCCAAGGGGUGCCCCUCACCGCCUCUCCUCUUCGCCAGCAUCACGGCGGUCUUUCUGGAAGGAGGAUUCGUCAGCCCUUCCUUUGCUGACGUGGCAAGCAUUCUCCAGUGUGGAGGUGGCACUGUGAUUCCAAGCAGCCCUCUUCACUCCCCCACAGCCAAGACCCUUCUUGCUGCCUUCUCCAAUCCAUCUAACACAAUGAAUAGCACCACCAUUGCCGCCGAAAAGAGGGAAAGAAAGGAAGGGGAGGCGAAGACUCUCUUGGUGGUGUAUGCUGAUGUGCCUGCGAACACGCCGGCUGGGUCGGGUAAGAUGCGGCAAGAACUGUUGUUGGUGGAGAAGAGGAGGGCGGCUGCUGGGCUACUGGGGAAGGAGGUGGCGGCUCGUGCCUGUGUGACGCACAACUGGAUCAUUGACUCGGCUGCUGCGUUUGAGCUGAAACCAUUCUAG
This is a messenger RNA of Closterium sp. Yama58-4, 747 nucleotides long. Lineage: Eukaryota; Viridiplantae; Streptophyta; Zygnematophyceae; Desmidiales; Closteriaceae. The record is from the annotation of a GenBank genome assembly.